Molecule: messenger RNA, 2305 nt
Organism: Brassica rapa (field mustard)
Lineage: Eukaryota; Viridiplantae; Streptophyta; Magnoliopsida; Brassicales; Brassicaceae
Product: putative fucosyltransferase-like protein
Cellular component (GO): membrane
Molecular function (GO): fucosyltransferase activity
Source: RefSeq, a predicted model, not a curated record
UACAAAUAGAAUCAUAUGAAUAAAACAUAUCAUUUUAAUUCCCAUCAAAAAUUUAUUUAUUUAUUUAUUUUUUACAGCAAACAGUCACAGACUCAUGUAGACUCAGCGAAUGACAAAUGUUUUUUAUAAAAUAUACAAUUUAAACAUAUUAUCUUAUACUUUAUAAAAUCAAAUUAAAAAUAAGGGUGAGCUAGCUUAAUAUGUUAAAAAAUACUGUAGUUGUGAAUGAAGCAAUAAAUAAAAAAAAAAUUUGACAAAAAAAAACAAAAAAAAUAUGUUAAAAAGAAAAGUAAAAAAAAAAAACUAAAAAUCAAAAUACGUAGGCGACUUUAUAGCACCGCCGAUGACUAUACAAGUUCUGAGCAUUGACUUUGAAGCAAAGCCUACCUGAUAGUAUAUCAAAACACAGCAUUAAUCAGACAGACUCUCUCUCUCUCUCUCUCUCUCUCUCUCUGAAACCUCGUAAAGGCAAAACCUUUAAUCCUUUCUCCUCACCGAGAUUCGUCCUCUCGCUUCAUGGGUCCGUUCUCCAAUCUUCGAGGACCCAGAAUCGGAGCUACCCACGACGAAUUGCCUCUAGCAAAUGACUCCUCUUCAUCUUCUUCGCCGUCGUCUCACUCUUCAUCGAUCAGGCGAAAGCUGUCGAAUUUAUUACCAAUCUGCGUGGCUCUUGUCGUCAUCGCCGAGAUCGGGUUUCUGGGUCGGCUCGAUAAAGUCGCUUUGGUCGACACGUUGACUGAUUUCUUCACUCAGUCUCCGUCGCUCUCUCCGCCGAGUAGAUCCGAGAGGAAGAUCGGUGUGGUGGGGACGGAGAAGAGCUGCGAGGAGUGGUUGAUGAGAGAAGACUCGGUGACUUAUUCGAGGGACUUUCGUAAAAAUCCAAUCUUUAUCUCCGGUGGUGCCAAGGACUUUCAAUCUUGCUCUGUCGAUUGUACAUUUGAAGCUAGCGCAGGUAAGACAGCAGAUGCUACGUUUGGAUUAGGUCAUAAACCUGAAACUCUUGGCAUAAUCCGUUCCAUGGAAUCAGCUCAGUACUAUCCUGAUAAUGAUCUCUCACAGGCACGACGGAGAGGUUAUGAUGUUGUGAUGACCACUAGUCUUUCAUCAGAUGUUCCUGUUGGGUAUUUUUCAUGGGCGGAGUAUGAUAUUAUGGCGCCAGUACAGCCUAAGACCGAGAAGGCUAUUGCAGCUGCUUUUAUUUCCAACUGUGGUGCUCGUAAUUUUCGGUUGCAAGCACUUGAAGCCCUGAUGAGGACUAGAAUCAAGAUUGAUUCUUAUGGUGGUUGUCAUCGGAACCGAGAUGGAAAAGUUGACAAGGUUGAAGCACUCAAACGCUACAAGUUCAGUUUGGCUUUUGAGAACACCAAUGAGGAGGAUUAUGUCACUGAGAAGUUCUUCCAAUCUCUAGUUGCUGGAUCUGUUCCUGUGGUUGUUGGUGCUCCGAAUAUAGAAGACUUUGCUCCUGCUUCAGGCUCAAUCCUUCAAAUCAAGAGUAUGGAAGAUGUGGAGCCAGUUGCAAAGAGAAUGAAGUUUCUCGCAGAUAACCCUGCUGCUUAUAAUCACACACUAAGAUGGAAGUACGAAGGUCCUUCAGAUUCUUUCAAAGCACUUGUUGAUAUGGCUGCUGUACACUCUUCUUGCCGUCUCUGCAUUUUUCUGGCUACGAGGAUCCAAGAACAAGAAGAGAAAAGCCCUAGUUUCAAGAAACGGCCUUGCAAGUGCACCAGGGGAGGAUCAGACACAGUUUAUCAUGUUUUUGUUAGAGAAAGAGGCCGUUUUGAGAUGGAAUCCAUCUUUCUGAGGGGUAAAAAUCUGACUCUGGAAGCUUUGGAAUCUGCGGUUGUGGCCAAGUUCAAGUCAUUAAAACAUGAGCCGGUGUGGAAGAAGGAAAGGCCUGCAAGCUUAAAAGGAGACAACGAGCUUAGAGUACAUAAGAUUUACCCGCUUGGCCUCACGCAGCGACAAGCUUUGUACAACUUCAAAUUCGAGGGGAACUCGAGUUUAAGCACUCACAUUCAACACAACCCUUGUGCUAAGUUUGAGGUUGUCUUCGUGUAGUUUCAUUCUCAAAGAUCUAUUUCAGCAUUUCAUCUUUAGUUUUGGAAGGCAUUUCCCUGUGUUAAAAUCGCAAAAGUGCAAGAAACCGAUUAGAAAAGACAAAAGGUCAUUAAAGUUAUGACACUGGUUUGUUUUAGGCAAGAUAUUUCUCUGUGUAAAUCAUUCGGACAUUGCAGAUGAUUUGUUGUUGCUUUCUUGGUGCAUAGAUGUUUGAAGUUUUAGAUGAAUUUGAUAGUUUUUUUUUCUC